AUGGCCGCAGCUAUAGCUGCCGCCUUUCGCCUUGCCAUGGCCUUGAGGUGUGCGGCGUUAGCCAGAGCCCCGGUGUCCGUAAAUGUCCGGUUCCCGUGGCCGCUAGCGUCGGCACCACCGCCGCCGCCGGGGGCCUCAACGUCGCGUCUCACGCGGCCCUCGCCAGCUCCGGCUGACUCACCCACAUUACCGGGCCGUCGGGCGGUCAGCGCCUGCCAAUCAAUGCUGUCGACGAGACAGAGACGAGGGUUGGCCGCAAUCAGCACGCUGCGACGUUGGACGGAGGUGAGCGAGGAGAGACAUGGUUCCCACCGCAGGCAAUAUAGCACAUCCGUACAUCGAUCGUCAAGUGCCGAACUCCAUUUUGCCUCGGUAGAGUUUAUUCUGAGUCCAGUCACAGGCCUUUAAGCACUGCUUUAAGAUAUGGGCUACUUUGGUCACAUUGUGUGCACUUUAUAGACAAUACAAAUUUGUCCAAUCAGCUGGCGGAAGCAAACUACCUGCUCAAUUACGUAUCGAAAAUGGUCAUUUAAGUGAGUUUUGGUUUCGAGCCAUGAUAGCACACUGCCCAAAACGAAAAAGCAAUUUAAACAAUCCAAGUAAGUAGGGCGCUAGGUAACACCUAAAGAGAGACUGCCUGUAGCUACAUGAGUUAUUAAAACAAGCAAGGCCUAUUAAAACAAACAUAUUAGUUCUGAUAAGUUCUGAUAAAUACGAAAGGCCGCCGCCUUCCUAACCAAAGUCCAUGAAAGAGAAGUAAGGGUGUGUCAUCCGAUCGGACAUAUCGGUUAUCGCCACUCUCUCAGGAUGUACAUCGUUCCCACCGCAGGCAAUAUAGCACAUCCGUACUUCAGUGGUCAAGUGCCGAACUCCAUUUUGCCUCGGUAGAGUUUAUUCUGAGUCCAGUCACAGGCCUUACGAUAUGGGCUAUUUAGGUCUUAUUAUGUGCAUUUUAUAGUGCGUUAAAUCAUAUUUUGUCUAGCCAGUUGGCGAAAGCGAACUACCUGCCCAAUUUUGUUUCGAAAAUUAUCAAUAUCGGUUGCUUGUCGCUACACGACGACCUGUGCGCCUUGUAUCCUUUGCUCCCACCAGAAAAGGGGGUGUCUGUCCUACGAGCAGGCCAGGUCGCCGAGAGUCACUUCGAAUUUACUCCAGUAGAACAUAUACUUAGAUAGUGCAGGCAAAUGUACCAUCUUGACGCCCUCCCUCACAAAGAAAUUGCAGGUGCAAACCCGCAAGUGUGGACAGCCGGUACGUUUGCUCGGCCAGUCAUAGAGAUCCAUCUUCCACUUAAAGCAUGGAGCAAGUGGCAAAAGUUGAACACCAUCCCAGAAAGUCUUUGAAUUAUUUUAAUCCAUUCUAAGGGAGAUCACUUAUGAUUGGACUAGACAGGUACGGUCAAAGAAUUACACAGUCAUCAGGUUUGACCAAAAUCAUCAUCAAGGGCAUAACCGCACAAAAGCAUGUUAUUUCGGCUAAAUCAACAGUGGGCAGUGAAAAUCUGUAAGUAGGUGUUGAGGCCUAAUCUAGCCUCCAAAUGGGCUAUGUUGUCUUUGCCUUAAACCGAAAUGUAGGUUUAAUAGGCAACUUCUACUUGUUUCUCAUGUUACUUGUUUCUCAAUCUUGCAUGAGCCCCCAAAUACUGUCUCGAAUGCAUACUGCAUAAAGAUGCCAAAAUGUACGACUGAUUACUAACCACUUAUUAAUCGAUACCAACGCAUGGGUCCAAUAUCUAUAUUUAUAAGGAAGAACUUUAAGGAAAUUCGAAACAUAAAGGAAAUGCUAAGUUAUCUAGAAAUACCAAUUCUUGUAAAAUACAGAAAAUUCCGAAAGCGUCAAAAAUGGCUGCAAUUUUGCAAGCAUCAGUUUUACACAAUGGGAAGUCUGUCUACGCAAAAGACUGAGUAAAAAUGACAUCACAAAGAGACUAAGGUUUGACAAUAAUCUUUUAGUGAAGCUCGUACUUAAAUAUCCUUUGAGAAUUAGUGUAAGUCAGGCAUGGUAGUUUGUCGACAGCCCACAUCCUGAGUAUGGACUUUUAAACAGCUUCCCGAUAAUUCGUUGUACCUUUGCCUUUUAGCGGCAAUGAUCGGGUGAAGGAAUCCCAACACAUACGGCUAGUCAACGUUGCCUGUCUUAUGGGAAAAAGUGAUAACAGGAGCUUUACAGGAGGACCUAAGUUGGCAAAAUAAGUAUAAAUAAGUGGUAAAUUCGUUUCUCGGACGGAAAAGUUUCAACGCGUUGCCAUAUAGCAACCGAAACAAAGAGGAACAGUCAAAAAAAUAAACAUAACGUGUCUACAACGAUCGCUUCUCAACUCUCUGAGAUGAGUUCAUUGUAAAUAAUGCACCAGACCGUCUAAAACGAUCGCUUCUGAACUCUGGGAGUUGAGGCUAUCGUAGAUACUGCACCAUACAACAGAAGACCCAACUUUGUGCGAUGAAACACCUAACCGAAACAAUCGCGUCAGACUAAAACCCACUUCAGUGGGUACAGUAUUGAUUCUUCGCGUGCCCCGGAUGCUUUGGGGCCUUCACCCGAUCCUUACCCCGUUUUUGCAUUAAUUAAAAUGCGAUUAACUAUGGCAAACAGGAAUUUGCUUGAUUUCGUCGAUAGGGGAUCAUAGGGAUGACAGUAUCAUAGGGUCACAUGUUGAUAGGCCGGUUAGGGAUUAAGGAAUUGGCAGGUGUAGUCGUAAGCGUAUCAUUUUGUGUAUAUAACGAGACCUUUCCUACCGUGAAAUCAGUUUGCAUGUCACGUCAUGACAGCCGCUGUGCCCAAUUUUAUCACAUGUUUUCAGGCCGGUCAGUGAUUAAUAAAUCUAAUUCAUCGGUAUUUUGGCAGAUUUCAAAUAAUUCCAUUUGACUCGGCGACCUCGGUGGGAUUCGAACGCACGACAGCAAGGGGAAGGCUUAAGUACACCAACGCUCUAGUCACCUGAGCUACGAGGCCCCGCCGGAAUACGUGAGCUUAAUCACAUUUUGAUCAACUUUACCACCCCAGCCUGCCCCUAUGAAUUACUUGAGACUGGUAGUCAUCUGUUGGAUCUUAGAUGUAUUGCUCAGAAAAUCCUGCUUGGGCAGUCAGCUUACUGUAUCGGAUUUGGUGAAUUCCAGAAGUUGUGGUAGGUUGAACGGAUAAACGUGACCCAAAUAUGAUUAACUCGUGCCGUCCGGUGGGGCCUCGUAGCUCAUGUGGCUAGAGCGUUGGCUGUACUAAAGCCUACCUCUUGCUGUACUGGGUUCGAAUCCCACCGAGGCGCGGAGAUUUUCACGGUUUGGUCAAUAUGAAUGUCGGAAAUGUUUAUUGUUGUCGACUUGGCACUUCAUUUUCUUUAGGCUGUAGAUGAUAAAAGGUUAACUAAAAUUUUAAAAAAAAUUGUAAACAAAUUCUGCAACCACAAAUUGUGUCGUGAUCAAAUUUCAAAUGGCUGAAAGACGCGCGAAUUUAUUGGACAACCCAAUAUACUCGAAUCUUGAACCCGUCCACGGUGCUCUCUUUUAACUACAAUGACCGUAUCAAAGCACAAACCCGUCCUUGUUUUGGCGUCGUACCUGUUGGAUCAUUUCACUCCGAAUUCGCAAGUCGGCAUUUUCGGCACCUAACUGCUGGCCAGUGGCACUUCUUGCAGACUUCUUGGAAUGUCGUCACAUGGUUUAAUGCAGGGAUACCUUGGUCGAUUACGUUGACGAUUAGCCAUUGCGGGGUCGGGUCAGCCCGCUGGAAAUCGUCAACCAAUAAUCGCGACGCACCCUUUUCCGCCGAUAUACAGGCGCUGAUUGUCGAAUUUCUUAAAGUGCGCGGCCUUGUCGCCGCAUCGCACUACCAUUUAAAACAAGCAAGCGACGGAAAUAAGUCUGUUUCAUUGCCUUCACAGAUUCCGUUACCUGUUGCCUCCAUGUGCCUAUUCGUAAAACCCUUAUUGUCAGAAUGUCUGUCUUCCAGUGCGUCGUAGGCCGGUAAUUCUUCCUUAUUCAAAUAACUUCAGAAUUUUGGCCAAUGUUGAACACGAUAAGCCACCUACUGUAGAUCUUCCUAUUUGGUCAAAAACAAUGUCGGUACGAUAUUGAUUUCAUGAAAGCCAUUCCGCAAUGCAUAGUCCUAUGUGUCUUUUCAGGUUUCCGGUGAUACCUCCGAGGAAGAAACACCCCUGAUUUUUUACGACAAUCGUCUCGCCUACCAUCCCGCAUUUCCAGAAGGCUGCGAUUUCCGAUGUAGAUUCACUUCCGACCUGAGCCAGUUGAAUCAGUCUCAAUUAGCAGUAUUUACGGCGAAUCCACCAGCGAACGCAAACAUCCACUCAGGUGAUGCACUGUGGGCAUUUGAGAGCGCAGAACCACCGCAUAGAAGGCCAUGGAUCUCGGAGGAUGCGAAAAAACGGGUAACCACUUUCAGUUUCCGUUGAAGUAACACACUAUGACACGGAGUUAAUGAAUAAUAGAUGCAAUAUGAAGCAAAAGUGCAAAAGUUACUGCCUUAAAUGUUUUCGUCUACUGUGCAGGGCGCCAUGAUUAGGGCUGGCCAUCUGGGAUUUACUAGUCCCUUAAGUAAGUGUGUAAACGUGAAGUUUUGGCAAAUGCGUUCAUCGAGUUGAUUGGUUGCUCUCGCUGGAUUGUGUUUUUCUGGGUGUGUGUGUGCGUGGACGUUUGGGAGGUACCCGAUGCUUUGUGUGUUACCAGAAUUCCUUUCACGCGUCCCGAUGCCAUACCAUCACUUUCUUGACGCUCACCCUCGAAGAGUGACUAAAUAUACAUAUUUUGCGAUCAUGAUCAGCUACGUGCUGUUUUUGUGGUCAUCUUGGUACUCGAACUCUUCCUGGCAGCCUUUGUAAGAUGCGAGUAGUCAACUUGGAGGCCGCUAUAUUGAAGCCGUUGCACUUUGGACUUAUGGUUUCCUGAUAUUUAGACCCCGGCUGAUGCCUCAUAUGAUCAGUUUUUCUUCCAUAGUGGCCGUCCGAUGGACGCAUGCUAAAUGGUGGCUGGAGACGUCAUCGCUAGUACAUACGGCAUAGUAAGGAAAAUUGCAAUGCAAGACUGACACAAAGUAAAGCACUUUUCACUUGCUGAUAGGAAAUCUGCCACGAGCAUCAGCACCUACGCUCCCUCUAAUAAAAAACUAUCGGCUUGAUCGCAGUUGGUAGCCAGGUCCCGCAUUACAGGUGGCUGGGGGGUUUGUUUACGGGGGCUAUUUUGUGAAGCUCCAUAAUCACAUGUGACCUAUUUGGCUUCCGUUUUACAGUUGUGGUUAGGAUUAGGGUACCGGUUAAUAGUUUCCGAUUUUCGGAUUUGGGUUAUGCCUUUAGGCUUAGGUUUUCAGGUUGCGGUUAGAGUUUGAGCGUACGACUAGGUUUAAGUAUUACGGUUACGUUUUCCAGUUACGCCUAUGCCUAAGGGCUACAGUUAUGUUUACGAUUUCGGUUAGAGUUACGAUUAGGGUUGCCGUUAGGGUUAAUGUCUAAUGUUUACUAGUGAGGUUAGGGUUAAGGUUAGGAUUAGGGUUAGGUCAGGGACCACUUCCCAUUCCUGGCUACCGACUACGAUCUAACCAAAAUAUGUACGAGGACUUGCAUUUUUCCUCGUGCUUGCGGCGAAAACGUCGAGGCUGACCACUCCAGAUGACUUCAGUGCACGAGUAGGUGCACUCAGCUAUCUGAGGAGGGAGUACUGGCCGUCGGGACAUAGAGGGUCGCAAUGUCGACGGAAUUAUAGCGCAAGGACUAGCACAGAAUAUAAGCUAUUCAGUCUCGAAACUGUAUUCGGAAACCUAGAUAACGAAAGAACUGGCUGGAUACAUUCCCGCGUUUAUUAGUUGUAAUGGCUGGACUAGGUACUUGUCAGAAAUCAGGCCACCAAAGCGCACUUGUAGUAAUAGCAACGUCUUCUGUCGAAUGUUCAUCAGGUACUUGUCUCAAAACUGGGGCUGGAAAUUCUACCAUAAACCAAAUGACGCGCCACCCUGAGCCAUGUCGGGCGCAGACAAAAAGUUGUCCUCAAGACGGAUAUCAUCAAAAAGUUCAUGCACGUCUUGAAGGAUGGACAGCGAUGGCAGCACACGGAAGAAACUGUACGAUGGUACCUACGUCACUUCCGCCAAAAUUCUUAAACUACCCAUCGAAUGCAUCGCACAGUGGAAUAGUGUCAAAGACGCUGAUAUCCAAUACCUCCUACCUGGCAUGAUUUAAAGUAAUUAGCUUACAAAAUAACAAAAAGCGCCGAAAGCAGCAGUUAGAAGAGUCAACUGAAUUGUCUGUCAGGAGCGCGGUGAAAUAGUGAACUUAUUCACUACCGCACCGUAGCCAAUAGGAACUAGAAUCGGCAGCCGCUGCAUUUUUCACAAUGUGCUCAAAAUGAAUCAUUCAAAAUCUGCCAAAGCAUCUGUUAAUUAAGUGAGCCUUAUAAAAUAGUCAUCUGGUGGAUUCCAGAAUGGUUGCUUGGGAAAUCCUACUUGAACAGUCGUUUUACGGUAUCAGAUUAGGUGGAUACCAUACUUUGCAGUAUAUUGGACGUGUAACUUGAACCAAAUGUUAUUAAACUCACAGUUUUCGGCAUAAUCCUCGUAUCUCAGAUGGUUGGAGCUUUGGCUGUGCUCGAGCUUUGCCUUGCUUUCGCGCGUUUGAAUCCCACCGAGGUGGAGGAUUUUUUUACAAUUGUGCCAUGACAACUUACUCAAAGUCUGCCAAAGAACCCAUUAAACAGACUCUUCGAAGCUUCUGUAAUCGGUGCAUCUACAGCGCAAAACAUCGAUUCUCACGAACACUACUGAAAAUAAAAAACUGGGCGGACCGCCUAGCACAGCAUGUAUGGUCUAUAAAAAUAAAAUUUGUCUUAUGUCCGAAUUACAGAUUUCAGAUUUUUCUGGACCAGAAUGAGUAUGCAAAACAAGAGGUCUAAAAACGCCUAACUUGGAGACUUAUUUCACGUCGGCCAUUUGUCAUUUCUGAGGGAAGGGCGUACGUCUCCUCCUUAUUGGUUCAAAUAUUCCCGAUCGCAGUCAACGGGAGAAGAAUGUGCUUGCCGAUGGCAGUGCGUUUGCUCGAGGGUCAGUUGAAAUACUCGUCGGAUUAGGCCUCGGGAAUGACUACUUGACGAGUGUAAUUAGUGCGGAAACGACCGUUUCAGGCUGCCGUGCUCUACUGUUUUGCCAAUUGGACUGCCCAUUAUGACAGUCCAGGAAGACCACCGCUAAUACGAGUGGUUCUAGGUUGCGCUCUUAUCUCGUCGCUAUAUCAUUUACAAUGUUGGUAAGUGGAAUAAUGUCUAGCAAUAUCCUGAUAAUAUGCAUCGCCCAAUCUCCCUUGACAUCCUCUAUCCGUGGUUAAAUGUGUACAGACGGAUAUGUGACUUUUAGAAACGGAAGAGUCGUAUUUUUAAAUACAUAAAAUGAAAAAUGUGUAUUUGUCCCGUAUGCCUAUAGUAAUGCCUUAGGAGCAUUAUGUAAGCAUAUAGGAGCGCAUUGCAUUUUUAAAAUCCCUGUGCAGAGUGGUCCCAGGAUCAUUUCCAUCAGACAACUUCACGUCACGUUCAGGAGGAGUACGAAAUAUUGUGCAAAGCAAAGUCUUGAACGUCAUUACUAACUGCCGUGUUACAAUUUUUGAGAGAUUGUGCGAUGUUCUUGCCCAAACCAUAUUUUCUGGAUAGAAAAAUAGGAACGCUGAGGAUAUUUCAACAACGACUAUUUACAGUCGGUGCCUUGGCGUCUCUGUUUUUGGCUAAAUAGACAAGUGCACUAAAUUACUGCACUUCUGGGGUUUUACUUCUGUUAACAUUAUUCACUGACUCAGGAGAUGCACGGAUUUAUUUAUAAAACUGAUGCUUACAUAACGUCAAACCAUGGCUGCAUGUCGUCGAUUCUUUACUUGAAAAUGCCUCUCACUCCAAAUAUCGCUUAGAAAUUAUUGGUUACUGUCAUACGGUCGGAGGUCAGUAGCGUUCUUUUCACUUCGUUCCAACAGUUGUCAAUGUUUAUUACAUAUCAUCCCUACGCUACGGUACCAUACUACUAUGGAGUCUAUCGAGCCUUCAGUAAUCCAGAGUGUGUCAUGUCGGAGGCACAGCGAGAACGCCUGCGACGUCAAAACUCCCUCCACCUUCUACCGGCACAUCAUUUAAGAAGGACAAAAAAAGUCGCCUGGGCGGUCUCCGACAACGAACCUCUGAAUAACCGCACUAGGCUUGGCAACGCAAUUGCUAAGUACAUUGAGGUAAGACCAAGGCAUAUUGAUGAGAGUAGCAGUAGGCAAUUGUCAAAGUGCCUUGUUAUGCAUUUUCAAUACUAGCUUCUGAAAAUCUUACAGGAGCGUUUGAAAAAGGACAUUAUCAUCUUAUUUCAGCGUUUCAGUCUAUGGAUACAGGUCUACUUGUAAAAUUCACAAGAUUGUGAUGCAGUGAAUUAUGCUAAAAUUUACGCGUAGCAAUCGCUUUUUCGUUUAGGGCACAGAACGGAGACUUUGUCUGGACAGAGUAACCAGACACAUGUGAUGCUCACAGUCGAGUCCUGUCCCCACUACCACUGCCAGUGGACCAACUUGUCAGAGAAAUUGACACACCAGUAAUUAGCACGCGUAACGAUAUUACGGCGAUUAACGACUCAGCCGCUGGCAGUCCAGCAGCUAUCGCAUUAUGUUACAUCUUCUGCGUCGAAUGCGGUAGCCGUUAAUUUGGAUAGGAAUGCAAUGGCAUAGAAGCUGCAUCCUAUUAAAACAGCAUCGCUCGUGCAAAACAUAACUACCUUAUUAAAUGUAUUUACAGAUAGAUCAGUGUACGCAUUCGAAACGUCCGACGAAUAAACAUCUUGCUCCCAUAAUCGGGUCUCCUUCUCCCCAAGGGUAAUUUCGCUUGUUUUGGAAGUUUGACUUCUAAAUUACCACAUUCACAAGCGACAAUGCCUAUUUUGGAAAGGCAUAUGUGUGAAUUUUGUACCGUGCAAACAUUACUGUCGUAAAACAGUUUAGGGCGGCACCUACACGUGCCUCCAUCGCAUAACACGAAACAGGACUUAAUGCGCACACAUUGUUAACGAACUUAGCGGACCUGGAUGGAAAAGAAGGAAGCGAAGGGCUGCCAGAAGCUGCCAUGACAUAGCUGACCUCAUUCUAAAAUCGGCCUCCAUAUAUGGGUGCCAUUAUUAAUCUCGAGCGGCAGUUUGGAAGGCGGAUUGUAAAUCGUUGUAACAGAGUUUUCACUGGCAGGGUGGGGCACGCGAAUGUCAUUAUCCGUCUCGUAGUCCACCAGCAUACUUGGCGUGUUUCAUUAAAAUUCCCCCUCAACUGCCAACCGCGGUCUAUGUCUUUUAAGUAUGCAUUUGGAAGAAGACGUGAGUUCCUACCAAAUAUGUAAAAGAAUGAAUUAUUUUAUGCAUGUUUUCCAUGAAAUAUAAUUGAAUUUUCAAGGGCAUCGAAAAUCAAUGAGAAAAUUCCAUACUAAUUUGGUAGUCAUUUUUUGCAGAGUAUGGAUCUUGCAUGCAGCCGAAAAUAAGUUCUUUCGAAAGCCGACACCCUGAGGUAACUGAAUCAUUAUAGAUUUAUGCUGCAUCAUGAUUAGUUUUACAACACUACUUAAUUUAUCUCCCCGAAACGAGAACGCAUUUCGAAAUUAUGUUGACAUUUCAUGAGUUAUCACAUCUACUGUAUAUGAGUGCCAUUACUAAUCUCGAGCGGCAGUUUGGAAGGAAGAUUGUAAAUCGUUGGAACAGGGUUUUCACUAGCAGGGUAGGGCACGCGAAUGUGGCUUGCAUAAACAGGGCUCCUCUGAUCGCGUAAGUCGUUAUCCGUCUCGUAGUCCAUCAGAAUACUUGGCGUGUUUCAUUAAAAUUCCCCCUCAACUGCCAACCGCGGUCUAUGUCUUAUAGCAUUACUCUCGGCGUCAGCCUUGCAAAGCGACAAUAUUCAGAGUCUUUUUUUCCUGGACUGUCCGCCUUCCGCUUUGUGGAGCACUUUUGGACACUGAAUAGACGGAGGUUUCGUACACAGAAUACGUAGUACGACUUUAGUGAUGUUGUUUCGAAGAGAGCAGACUCAUGUUUCAUUACUCAGUCCUCGCUGCCUUAAAUGGAUAUGUAAUUAACAGGAAACGAAGUUAGAUGUCAGUGAGUUCAGCAUUUUGGAAGAGUCGCGCUGUUUUCAACUUUGUCCUGGGAUCUAACUUUUUUAUAUGUUUAAUUUACUCAGCUGCACGACGAGGUUUAGGUAUUAUAUGUAGAUGUAAACUCGAGCAUUCUGAAACAAUUGUUGAAAACAGAGAAGGCAUCACAUAAAGGUAUAUGAGAAUUUGUCCUGUUGUGGGUGGCAGCACGGCUGAAAGUUUCAGGCCAGCAAAUUUUAUUCUGCACAUUCGGAGAAAAACUUUUCUGGGUUUUCUCGAUUUCUGAAAUCAAACUGGGAUCCCGUUAUUCUAACCAACUCAACCUCUAAGUGAUUCAAAUAUUUGUAGACUUCCUUUCAGAAAGUUUAAAACAUAAAGAAGGACAGUUAUCUGAUCUAAAGUAAAAUGUGGUAUUGUGUAUUCUGUAGGCCAUCCUCUGUUGGCGGGGUUUCUCUCUUAAGGGUUCAACCCUCACCCCAAUAGCCUUGCAGAACGCAUUGGACAGGUCUUACUGUAUGUAGACUAAAAAAGCUUUGUUCUGAACGCAACAAAUUCUGUUAACAUGUUGACUUUCCGUUUUAGGUGGAUAGGUAUGGGAGAAGAGCCAAGCACUGCCCACUUGCGGGGUACUGUUUUGAACAGUUAUCUCGAGAAUACAAGUUCUAUCUAUCCUUCGAGAACGCCAACUGCGAAGGCUACAUCACGGAGAAGUUUUUCGUGAACGCCCUGGCGUAUGUCCUCAUGUGUUCAAUUUUUUUCGGUCGGACAAGCAAAUAUUGACCACAGUAUUAAUGGUGGACGUGCCCUAAAUGCAAGGGGCCUCAGGGAGUAGUUUGGGUUAAGGAGGAGGAUUAAAAUUAAAAGAAGAAAAUAGGUACUCUCUGGAAGUUGGCUGGAACUUGCAUGAAGAGCCCAUAUUGUUUGUCAUCUACGUCUAUCUCGAUUCUUACUUAACGUUAGACGGACAUAAUAACUACAUAUUUUCAAAUAGGCUGAGUCCCUACUUUUGAUCCGAAUAUAAGAUGCAUGUCGCCAAUCAGAGGCAGAGGAUGAAGCAUGCGAAUGCUUCCUUCUUUUACAGGCAAGUGGUAAUUGUGGUGUCUGGCCUAUCGAUAGGCAGAUUAUCUACCCUGUAAGGUGCAUCACCUUCUAGAACAAGUUGACACGAUUGCUUCUGCCGUCACAUGGAUAGUUGAAGUAACCGCGAGCUGCGUAGUACGCAAAAUCUGGAGGUGGUAGAAUCAGACAGAGUUUACAAUCUCUGGCCAUCCCCCCACGUCUGCGAAGCAAAACGCAACCAGUCUGCAUGGCGCAGACCAUCGUAGCUGUCACCAAGGUCAAGGGUGAUGUCAAUUCUCCCGUUGCUAAUUUUUAGACACGGGCGUUAACCUCCUCCGGGCCUAUAUCGAUGGGUUUAAAUAAUCACAAAACAGUCUGGGGAACUAUGAUGCUUUGAACGGGUUUUCAGGCUUCAGGAUGCUGUCACGUGCAGAACAAUUGUCUCUUUCAGUGUUUAUUUUGCAAGAUAAAAGAGGCUUUGGUUUCCAUUGGCCCUGAAUAGGUCACAGGGGUAUACUCGUUCAGUUUAUUUGCCAACUGGUGAGCAGCGCUUUGUUUCAGCUUUCUGCAAUGCGGUUCGGGUGGUUAUGUCUGUGAUGCAGAAGGUUACUGCUACUGAAGUGACCUAUUCGCUUGCUUUUGGAGACUUCUUGAAUACGGUGGCUCGCAGUUUUUUGGUAAAAUUUCGGGGUUCAAAGAGACCAAGCAUGGGAAACUGACUCAUUCCUCUUCCACUGUAGGAUUAAUAAUUUGGGCAACUAAUGUCAGUAAUUACCUGAGGCGCACAGAGCGAUUAGUCGUGACAACUACAAAGACUUCGUGGACAUCACGAGUUCAGAAAUACGUUGACACUUGGCGAAUACCAAGUGCAUAAUCUGGCGAGCCACUCUAUUAGCAAUCAGGCAUGAUAGACAGGAUUAAAAGGAAAGGAGGCGUUUAUUAGCGGUCUGGUAUUUUGAGUAGUUGCCUCGACUACCUAUCUUUAGUGACCGGGAAGUCAUGCGCACAGUUCUCCUUAAAUGGCACACUUUGUUUCAUACGCGGCACGCCAAUGUCGCCUGUGUGGCUGCAUCCGACCCGCAUGUCACCGUGACCUGAAUCGCCCCCGCCCUCGUUGGCCGCGGAGAUAGUUAACGGCCCCGAUUGUUCCGCGCCGUGACUGCCCCUGUUAAGAAGUUUCGUAAAGUCAGGCAGGGGAAGGCAACAUGGCUGUCGCCAAGUUCAAUGGUGAUGUCAAUUCUCCCGUUGCUAGUUUUUUGACACGGGCGUCAUCCGCCUCCAGGUCUACAUUGAUGGGUUCAAAUAAUCACAAAAGAGUCUGGGGAACUCCUUCGAUGUUCUGUCAGUGUUUAUUUUGCAAGAUAAAAUUGACUGUGGUUUCCAUUGGUCCUGAAUAAGUCACAGGGGUAUACUCGUUCAGUUUAUUUGCCAACUGGUGAGCAGCGAUUUGUUUCAGUUUUCUGCUGUGCGGUUCGGGUGGUUGUGUCUGUGAGGCAGAAGGUGACUGGCAUUGAAGUGACCUAUUCGCCUGCGACUGGAGACUUUUUGAAUAAGGCGAUUCACAUUUUUCCGGUAAAUUUUCGAGGAUCGAAGGUACCAAGCAAGGGAAACUGACUCAUGCGUCUUCCACUGUAGGAUUAAUAAUUUGGCCAUCUAAUUUCAGUAAUUACCUGAGGCGUACAGUGCGAUUAGUCCUAACAACUAUAAAGACGUCGCUGACAUAACGAGUCGAGAAGUGCGUUGACACUUGGCGAGCACCAAGUGUAUAGCCUGGCAAUCAGCAAUCAGGCGCAAUAGACAGGAUCUCAUGGGAGGGCACUUGAUUUAUUCACUCGCCUGUCAUUGAUGCUGGGAUGUAAACAAUCUGACGCGCUUGAACAAAUUACGGUGCGCUAAAUGCCAUUGCUUGAAAGAUUGUUAACUGACGGGAUAACUUGUACCUCGCAGCCUGCCCAGUUGUGUGUGUUUGUUUUGGACGCCGAAAUGGUAGCUUGAGAGUCAGGCUGCAAUGUCUCCUUCUUAAUGUAGCCUGUAUGGCGCUCCUAGAGGCGUCUCCGGUCGCACUAGCCAUCGCUGUUGUUGUUGUUGUUGUUGUUGGUUGGAAUCCCCGUCACGUGUUUGUGUGUAGCGGUACGCCUAGAUGCGGGUCCGUCCGUGCGAGCCACCUGCGCAUUCUCCCGCCUCCGGGCUUCUUGACUGAGAGUGCGGUAGGUACUGCGCAAGUCUACUCUCAGGAUAAACUGAUUCACGCGUGUGGAUCACAUGGUUGGCAUCGCCAGUGGCAGCAAAGAAGCGAGUCUUAGGAAGCAGUCUUGAAGAAGGAGAUACGAUCGCCGGGACAAGAGCUUUAUUAGCCUGACUUUUCGGAUUCCUGCUCGAAUCCAUCAUCAGAGACAUAAGCAGAUACAGAUGGUUCAUGCACAAGGGGCUACAGUAUUUAUAGGAUGCAGUCGCCAUGCUACUGCAUGCAUAUGAAUAUUCAUGGCUCCGCCCCCCCCCUACCUUCAUCAGGGAUCGCUGCACUUGGUGUGCGGACUGUUUGAUGGUCGACAUUCGCGUCGUCAAUUGCUGCAAUUUCAUCACGUGCGUUGGAUGUUGGUGUGGUGAUUGCUCGACCAUCUGAUCCACCGAGCAUGGCGUUGGGAAAAGUGUUCACCUAUGCGUUUCCCGCGUGGUUAAUUACUCAGCUUAGGUGAAGUCUCAGCACUGGAUAUGGAAGGGGAAGGUCAUUGCACUUGUUAAUGGACUGGGGGCCAGAAAACCAUGACUCAAGCAACUCUCGGCUCACGCGGUUGUCACCUCUUGCGACAGAAACGACAAAAUGCAUUUUGGAUUCGAAGGGAUUACUCUGGUAAACUUGUGAUAUUUAUUAUCAUGGAGCCCAAUCUCAAAACAGUGCAGCCACAUCGAUGUUUGCUUUUUGCAUCCACUCAUUUUCUGUCGCCUGCAAAAUUACACUCAGCACGCAAUGGCCACUUAUUUACUAUGAAUCCUUAUCAUUGAUUUUCGAUAGCCUCGUAUAUUGAAAUAUACGUCAUAGAGAACAUAAUCAAAAAUGCCCUUCCCUGUACACAUUUGGCAAGAAGCACUUCCUGUUCAAAUUUCUUUAUUUGAAGUGAAGUUACAUUUUGGUUUUGAAAGUCCUUCGUGAAGACAUUUUUAUGGACGGUGAAAUGUCCGUUCAAAUACCAUCGGAUCUGCUUUUCUAUUUAUGCUGCUUAGGAGAUACGCAAUACGGACAAAGUCUAGUUCGCAAUUUCUUAAACACUGCAUAUAUCGUAUCGACUUUGAUAGCAGGAAGGCAUGUGUUGUUUAAUUCACAUGGAAAGUAAACAGCUUCUAGGUGGUAAACUCGAAAUUAAGAAGUAACCAUAGGUAGGGCUCUAAAUUAUUUGAGAUCUGACAACUUCCCAAAAGACAAAAAUAUAUCUAUGAGAUGAACAGUCUACAAGGGGGUGCGCAUUCCUCCCAAAGCAAGCCCUAGGCGCGAAGUUGAAGGCCUGUUGCAAAGGAAAUUAUAAUUACAAACCAUGAUGCUCUUUUAAAGUGGUUCGUGAGAUGUUGAUAGUCAACGACAGUGUCGGUGUUCAUUGGAAGUAAAAAAAAACGGUCAAUGAAAUACUCAAGUGUCGCUUGGCAAAAGACUUUACCUCGAGUGGCAAUACUGUGCGAGUACAUACAAAGCACAAACUUUCGACCAAAAACAGUAUGAAUGCGCCCCAAUUUCGUUUUAUGUGAGUGUUAGUCUUCAACAUGUUCUUAUCUGGCAAGAAUGUGAGAAUGCCGUUGUGCCAGUAUGUCAUCAUAAGAGGAACUAUGACAAAUUAAUCCAGUGUAAAACACCGCUUUGCCUUGUUCCCUACGUAGAUAUGGCAUGGUGCCCAUUGUGUACGGGGCCUCGAGAGAAGAAUUCUACGCACGUGCACCCCCAAAUUCCUACAUCCACGUAGACGACUUUAAGACCGUCAAAGACCUGGCUAGUUAUCUCAACUACCUUGACAAAAAUGACACGGCUUAUGCAUCCUACUUUGCCUGGAAAGAACAUGGAGAAGUUCUGGUUAGUCAUUUAUGUAGUUUGUGUCCACCUUUCAGUAGGAAGUGCAUUAAAUAUUUAUUGGCGCCUGAGAAGUAACCUGAAUAUAAAAUCCAAGACCGCAUGAACUUGCGUAAGUUUAACCCCAGUUGCCCACUGACCUUCAGGUUCGGUCCCUACUAGGAAGAGGAGAGAUUGGACGCCAGUAUAGAGAGCAGUGCAUUCUGUGCAGGAUAACGGAGAAAAGGUUGGGGUAAGUUGGCGGCUGGGCGGGGCACACAUCAAGCGUACGCAGAGCAGUCAUCCGAGUUCCACGGGAGAAGGCGUCAGAGCGCCUUGAGGGAGGGCUUGUACCUGCGCCAGUCUUCAAGCUGAGCGGUCAGUCUGGAUAGGUGUAAUUAGCCGAUACCCAGACUGUCAAUUGUACUCGCGAAAGGUGUAGUACUUCAGCAGGCGCUCAGGGUGGGACCGUUUUACACCCACUCUUUGCUAAAAAAAAGCAGCUCUAGCUAAGCAUUAUUCUCUUCUUACUGCAUACAUUUUUUGAUAGAAACCGUUAGUAAGAAACAGCCCAGAGAAACAUAUGUAAGGAGGAGUACACCAUAAUUGGGAAAAUUCCAUAUAUUACCUUCGUAAUACAAUAAUUACGGGCCGAUCAGUCAAGCCACAGAAUGCAUCAAGAUCGACUGUCAAUUUUGUCGACUAACAGAGAAAGCCAGCUGUAUUUUCUUUUCAUUUACAGUUCUUAGUCUAAUCGGGCAUCUCCUCUUCCUCCCUGAAAUCUAAUUGGACUACUUCACUAAUGUGACGAGGCCGUUAUACGUGCAAAUUAUUUGACAUGAAUGAUCUCCGUGAAUAAUUAAGCAUUCCGAUCGGUACUCAGUGCGCGAAAAUGAGGCAAAUUAGCGGAAAAAAUGGGAGCGAUGGAGGCCGUUGCAAACACCACCCAAACUAAUUAUAAGGUAGAAGUGGGGACGCUGGAUUCGUAUUAAAUCCAAAUUCUCAUUUGGCAGAAGCAAUUUCACUCAUAUCAUUGAUCUGUCCUCAUAGCGCUUGGCAAGCGAGAAGCAGUGUGUUGGCUGAGUCACCCUUUUCAGGCUGCACUUUCUACAUUUGGCGCACAAGAUUCCGUUAGACUCGAGAAUCGCCAUCCCAUCCACAUGAACGAAGACCGAUAGAUUGUUUGGGCAGGAACGUGCCUGCCUCCGGUAUGGAUGUCAAUUAUCGUUGCACUACGAAGUAAAAGGGGGACAAGCCACCUUCGGCAUGGCUCAGUGUUUUCCUCUGGUAAGAUCUGGUCGGAUAGUUUGCGUCAACUUCCACAUAUCUGUCUUUUAGUCUGUCCUACGUGGUGAAGUCAAUGAUGCAGUGUUUUGGCCGUUACUUGCUGAAUUUGCCAGACGAUAAUAAGUGGGUCGAAAGGACCUCUUGUCGGUAGCGUCAGAAUUUGUGAACGCAAGUAAUUCGUCACGAAACUUUGGUGUCUCUGGAUGAUGGCGGAGUCUCCGAUCACCUUCUUCAUUAGGUCCUUUAAAAAAAGAGAAUGCCGAGGAGACCAGCAGAAAUGUGGUGCCCACCCUUGCGUGACAAUCAAAAAUGUCCAAGUGGACACGAUGCUUGAUUUAGUCUAUGUUAAAAGAAGACGGAUAAGCUUUGCCAGUGGUUUCUUUUAAGACGGAACUUGUGCAUAAUAAUAAGUGUUAGGAGAAGUGCAGACAUUGGCUUUAUGCCUAGUUGUACUGUACAUCUGUUUUUAUUCUACUGAACACUCUCCAUAUGUUUUCGUCCUUCAGACCUGGUUAAGAGUCGACUGUCGGGUUUGCGGUGUGCUCCAUCACGUUCUCUCCGGCCGACUGAAACUAUACGACAGUACCCACAAGACGUACUUGGAUGAAACGAGAACCUGUACGAACACAAGCCAAAUUAACUUUUAA
This is a messenger RNA of Spirometra erinaceieuropaei, 17105 nucleotides long. The record is from the annotation of a GenBank genome assembly. Lineage: Eukaryota; Metazoa; Platyhelminthes; Cestoda; Diphyllobothriidea; Diphyllobothriidae.